This is a messenger RNA of Theileria parva strain Muguga, 1632 nucleotides long. Its product is annotated as RAP domain protein. The transcript is spliced from 4 exons. Bases 1 to 1632 code for a protein of 543 amino acids. Lineage: Eukaryota; Apicomplexa; Aconoidasida; Piroplasmida; Theileriidae. The record is from RefSeq and is a predicted model, not a curated record.
AUGUAUAAUUUAAUAAUAAGGCGAUUUUACACAAGUAUUAUCGCCGAAUGUGGUAAUAUCACCCUUAAAACCAUGAAUAAUACACUGAUAAAGAAUAUUAUAAAGGAUAACAACUUGUUAAAUGGUUUAAAAAGUGAAGAAUUGGUAAAUGUGUACUAUAUUAUAAAUAAACAUAAAUUUAAUCUGAAUAAUAGUUUAAAUAAAUUACUAUUAACCAAAUUAAUUUCAACCUUCCAAGAUAUGGAUACCGUAAAUAAACUGAAACUGUUAAAUUCUCUUUAUUUGAAUAACAAUAGCACUUUAAACAUAAAAAAUACCUUUAAUGUAAACAACGUUAACUCAAUUAGUAAGAAUUUGUUCAACAAUGAUUCGACAAUUGACACCUCUGUGUUACUGGAGAAUUUGAAAAAUAAAAAUAACCCUAGAGAGUGGAGGAAUUUAGUAAUUGAGUACAUAAAAACAUAUUUUUUGAACCACAUUGAGGAAUUAAGCAACAUCAGAUAUCUGUGUAAUUUUAUCUUUUACAUCAGUUCCACUAUAAACAACUUUACACUGUCAAAUUAUAACUUUUUAAUCCAACGUUUAAAUGCAUUUCUCCAGAAUUCCAUCAAGAACUACUCAAAUAACAUAGUUGGUGGAGUUGACGUGAUCACUGUCGAGGGCAUAAUACAACUAUUGUGGUCACUACAAAAGAAUAACAUCUAUCAUAACCAAUUAUUAAACAACAUAACUCAAAGUUUUGAAGAAAUACUGAAUUCUGGACUAAGCCAUGUAACAUUGGGUCACAUAUCACUGUAUUGUAACAGUUUAUUGUACUUUGACAAGCUGGACAAUCACAUCUUAGAUUCUGUGGUUUCUUACAUAAACUCAAACAAACUGUUAGAUAAUGUUAAUGACAGUGAUUUUGUUAAAUUGGUAAACAUUGUUUGGUGCAUCUGUAUAAAUAACUCUAAUAAUAUUGAAAGCCACAUUCCAACGAUAUCCAAUUUGUUAGAAAAGGUAAAUUGGGACAAAUUCAAGUCACUUUCAAGUUUUAAGGACCUAAGGAAGAUGAACCAAGUACUCACAAUUGUCGGAGACCACUUAAGUUCUGAGAAUUGUAGACUAUCUCCAUUACCCAAUGACUUAAUUAACUUAAUAACUCAAAGUUGCAGUAAUAACAUAGACUACAAACUAAACUCAAAAACUCAAGACAAGUUUAGAAGAAUUUUGCAAAAUUUAAACAUAAGUUUUAAGGCUGAGCAUGUUAUCAACAACGAUAUUGUAGUGGAUUUCUUACUCCUAAACACCACUGAUAGUGCUGAGGCGGUUUUAGCUGAUGGAGGAAACGCCGUUUUUCCAGAUAAUGAGCUAUCCCAGGGGAACAGUAAUGUGGUAAUAGAAAUUGAUGGGCCAUAUCACUAUAAUAUACUUCUUGAUGAGGAAGACUGUGUUCACGGCGACAUAAUAAAGUAUGGGAACAUUAAUCUAAGAUUAAAUGGAAAGACGAUUUACCGAAAUAAUAUACUAGCCAAGCUGGGCUAUAAACUGAUAUCCAUACCCUGGUUCGUCAUACACCAGUACAAUAAUGACAACGUGUACAAUUAUAUUAAAAAUGUACUCAAACAGUACAAUAUUAAUUUUAAACCUUAA